Messenger RNA from Camarhynchus parvulus, 1563 nucleotides. RefSeq names its product cell division cycle 37 like 1 (gene CDC37L1). Gene Ontology annotation, molecular function: protein-folding chaperone binding; heat shock protein binding. The transcript has 7 exons. Gene Ontology annotation, cellular component: cytoplasm. Gene Ontology annotation, biological process: protein folding; protein stabilization. NCBI's taxonomy places the organism in Eukaryota, Metazoa, Chordata, Aves, Passeriformes, Thraupidae. The record is from RefSeq and is a predicted model, not a curated record. The coding region runs from base 72 to 1049 and encodes 325 amino acids.
CGCUGCCAUCGGCGGAAGUGUCGCUACCCCAGUUCCGGCGAACGGGUCGCGCCGCCGGGACGGCACCGGGCAUGGCGCUGUGGCUGCCGCGCUCCCGGGACGGCGGCGUCCCGGAGGAGGAGGAGGACGAGGAGCGGACACAGGCUGCCGCCUUCCGCCAGCGCUUGCCGGAGGUGCAGACAUACAGCCAAGGGAUUGAAUUAGCCUGCCAAAAAGAAAGAGAGUUUGUGAAGCACUCUGUAGAAUGCACAUGGAAUCUAGCAGAAGCCCAGCAAAAAUUUGGUAGUUUAGCACUGCAUAAUUCAGAAUCCUGUGAUCAGGAAUCUGCUCAAGCAAGGACUGAAGCUGCCGAGUUGAGAUGGAGAGAGGAAGAGUGGAGAAGAAAAGAAGAAGCGCUAAACCAGAGGGAACGACAGAAUCUAUGGAACACAGAUCCUGUUAGUAAAGAAGUUUUUAAUAAGAGUUUUAUUAAUCAAAAAAGAAAAGAAAUUGAAGAUGAGGCUGUGUCUGAACCACUAAUGCAAAAACAUGAACAAAAGAUUAGACACUUCGGCAUGCUGAGCAGAUGGGAUGAUAGUCAAAGGUUUUUGUCUGAUCACCCGUACCUUGUAUGUGAAGAAACAUCUAGGUAUCUCAUGUUGUGGUGUUUUCAUCUAGAAGCUGAACAGAAAAGAGCUCUGAUGGAGCAAGUAGCACACCAAGCAGUUGUAAUGCAGUUUAUUAUAGAAAUUGCCAGAAGCUGCAAUGUGGAUCCAAGAGGAUGUUUUCGUCUCUUUUUCCAAAAAGCCAAAACAGGAGAAGGCUACUUUGAGGCCUUUAAAAGCGAACUUGAGGCAUUCAAGGCAAGAGUGAGAAUCUGGUCACAAUCACAUGGCUUUCAAACCAUGUUACUACAUGAUCUCAAUGUCAGUCCUGGCUGUGUGGGGGAAUGGACAUCUUUUUUACAGAACACAGGAGAUCUGCAAGGUUCCAUAAACACAGAUGUCUGCAGUUUCAACUCGGUGAUACAAAGAGAUGAAGAAGAAUCCAAAAUGAUGGACACAUUAUAGUACUUUUAAGACUGAGGCCAAGUACUCUUUUAAUUUCCUUUUUUUUUUUUUUUUCCCAAAGAAACAAACAUGGCUAUUUUCUUGACACUUAUUUUUCUGGGUACUGCACUUUAUUUUUCGUGUCAGAUUUUUGUUGUUUUUAUUUGAUUUGGGGGGGAGGGACUUUGAAGGGUGGGUAAUUAAGAAAAAACUUGUAAUAUUGUUUGAAAUGUGCUGCUAGGUUUUUAGUUGUCCUUGAAGAGCAGGGUUCUUAUAUUGCCGAAUGUGAAACUGGAUGUGUUUUCUGCUACUAACCUUGCCUUUCAUGAUUUUAGAAAUUAAACAUCUGCACAAAUACAAUGUUUACAAGAAGCAGCAGAUUCUUGGUAGAAUCUGCUAUUGUCUUACUACAGGUGUGGAUAUGUUUUACUCUGAAUAUUGGAGAUUGCAACUGUAUUCAUGCUACCUUGCUGACAGUAUAAGCUCUCAAAUUUGGUUAUCACUAAUAGCAAUAAAUCAGUAUCUGGUAUCAGUA